Molecule: messenger RNA, 1593 nt
Organism: Thyridium curvatum
Lineage: Eukaryota; Fungi; Ascomycota; Sordariomycetes; Thyridiales; Thyridiaceae
Exons: 4
Coding region: 1-1593 (530 amino acids)
Biological process (GO): intracellular calcium ion homeostasis; calcium ion transmembrane transport
Cellular component (GO): fungal-type vacuole membrane
Molecular function (GO): calcium:proton antiporter activity
Source: RefSeq, a predicted model, not a curated record
AUGGUGUCCAAUAUCAACUUCCAGAAGCAGCUGCGCCGUAUGACUUCCGGGUGGAAGAGCGGCCCCAACGGCCAUGACCACGGCCGCGCCGGAGCCGGCUCCGAGGCCGUCGACGCCGUCGACGAGCGGUCACCCCUGAUCAGCCUCAACAACCGCCCGGCGGAGAACAACCGCAGCCUGGCGCACCGCAUCCUGCUCGACCGGCGCCGGACACCCGGCAUGGACAGCGACAGGCGCUCCGUGCGGUGGCUGGCCCAUACCUUUAAUGUAGUCAAGGCUACGCUGCUGAGCAGCCCCGUCAACAUCCUUCUCUUCUUCGUCCCGCUAGGGAUCGUUGCCGGCAAUGUGGGAUGGAGCCCUACCGCGGUCUUUACCCUCAACUUCUUCGCCAUCAUCCCGCUGGCGGCUGUGCUGUCGUACGCGACAGAGGAGAUAUCUAUUCGGCUCGGCGAGACACUAGGCGGCCUGCUGAACGCCACGUUCGGCAACGCUGUCGAGCUGAUCGUCUCCAUCGUCGCUCUGAACCAGGGCCAGAUCGAGGUCGUGCAGUCCUCCAUGCUGGGCUCCAUCUUGUCCAACUUGCUCCUCGUCAUGGGCAUGUGCUUCUUCCUCGGGGGCAUCUUCAACAUGCGGGACAGUGCCGGCAACGGGACCGAGCAGAGCUUUGCCUCCGCUACGGCGCAGACCACUUGCUCUCUCAUGACUCUGUCCUCUGCUUCUCUGAUCAUCCCGACUACGCUGUACGGCGUCCUCGGCUCGUCCAAGAAGAAGGACAGGGAGGAGUCCAUCCUCCUGCUCUCGCGCGGCACCUCCAUCAUCCUGCUCAUCCUCUACGUCAUGUACCUGGUCUUCCAGCUGCGCACACACCAGAACCUCUUCACCGACGAGGAGGCCGUCGCGCACCGUAACGCCGCCUCGGGCAUCCAGAACGGCGGCGGCGCCGACGCCGUGGCGGGCGGGGACGAGGACGCCGAGGACGACGAGGAGCACAUGAGCCCCUGGUCGGCCGCCGCCGUGCUCGUCGUCGUGACCGUCAUCAUCGCCGUCUGCGCCGAGUACCUCGUCGACAGCAUCGACGCCAUCGUCGAGACGGGCCACAUCUCCAAGAACUUCAUCGGGCUCAUCCUCAUCCCCAUCGUCGGCAACGCCGCCGAGCACGUCACGGCCUGCGUCGUCGCCGUCCGCAACAAGAUGGACCUGGCCAUGGGCGUCGCCAUCGGCUCCAGCAUCCAGAUCGCCCUGCUCGUCACCCCCUUCCUCGUCAUCCUCGGCUGGCUCGUCCUCGACCAGCCCAUGACGCUGCACUUUGAGACUUUCGAGACGGUCGCCUUUGCCCUGAGCGUCCUCGUCGUCACCUACACGGUCCAGGACGGCAAGUCCAACUACCUCGAGGGUGCUAUGGUGAGUUUCUAUUUCCCUUUGGUCGCUUCGACUCCGGAGACAGAAGAGCUUUGUCGUUUUGAGAAUCCAAAUAAGCUGACCCAGAAUGUACCUUUGAAGUUGUUCGGCCUCUACCUCAUCAUUGCCAUCGCCUUCUACGCCGCUCCAAACGACGCUCUCGACAAGGCUUCCGAGUGGCUAGGCUCUAGCUAA